AUGCAGGUGCUCUCGUCUCCUCAGCCCUUCUUUGGCCAUCUUUCAAGCACGGCAAGAACGACCAACCCCGCUCCGAAUCUUGAAGACCGCCCUGAAAGAGCUGAACUAGAAAGUGCCAUCAACUCUCUCACCGACCAAGACCUUGCUGCUCUUGCUGCUCAGCAACCUCGACGCAACCUCCGAACACGCAAAGCCAUCCAGCUGCAUCCAUAUCUCAUAGAAGUUGAACAAUACCGCCGCUCUUUGAAAGCUCGGGGACUUCGUCCGAUCCACGUCGCUACCAGUAGUCAACGACCAAGAGACCAAGAUGAUUCACAAGAUGCCGAGUUCCUUCAAGAAGAGAGUAAACCACCUCGUCGUCCAGCACAAGAGACUCAAGAGUCGACGCCACCAGACUCUUCUGCCUCUCCUUUACGUCAACAACCUCUACAUCUCGACCCCGACCUCAUGGACGAUGACGAUGACUUCCCUGACCUUGAUGAUGCCGUUCGCAGACAUGUGAUGGGUGGUACUCAGAUAGGCCACAAGCGCCGCAAGACGUUGCAGACUCCUCACAAUGCACUCAAUACCCGCCCUCCGCCUUCUUCUACUGCCGAUCUUUUACCGCCCUCUCCUCCGAGAACGUCCAGUUCCUCCAACUUGGAGCCUACACCUGCCGGUCCACCUCGCUUCAGGCUUCCACACGGUCUGACUCCUGCCGCCGUACCAACACCGCUCCCCUCUUCACCUGAGAGACCGACCUCAAUGUCAGCGAGACGUCCUCGCCAAGUUGUUAUAUCCUCUGAUGAUGAAGUUGCCAGUGAGAACGACGUUGCUGCAAACAAGAGUUCCUCGGAGGAGUCAGGGCAUGACGACCGGCAACUCUUGCGCAUGCGAAGGAAGAUCCGAGGUGUGUUGCCCGCAUCGUACCUCAAGCUGGACAGACAAGCUCGGCCACGGUCACCGUCUCCUGCAAUCACAGAGGCUCAGACGGAGACACCACGGCCCACUGCUCCUGUGAGAGGUGUGGCUCAACGAAGACUCACUAGUCGCUCUGCCACACUAGCGCGUCAGAACAGCUAUGUCGUCUUCUCUGACAACUCGGGAUCUGAGAGCUCGGCUGGAGAACGUCCUGCUUCACGUCUGCUCCAAACUAGGCUGCCGUCACCUAUUACCAACAGACCUUCCGUCCAACGCCCUCAACUCUUGGAAUUUGAUGAACAUGACGAGAUCGAUGCCAUGUUCCCAGCCGAAGAGAGAGCACACUUCAGACUGCCAAAAUCCCGAAAGAAGCAGUCCAGAGUUACCGACAUCUUCUCAAGUGAGCAGAAUCGGUCAAAACAAUCUCGCACUGGUCACAAGCAGACAGCCUCUGGACCUUCAGCAGCCCGCAAGGCCAAGCCACAUGCUCAAUCAGGCUCCAAGGGGAGGAAGAAGGCUCCAGCAAAGAAGCCAGUGCAACUUAGCAUUCUAGAUGCCACCGCCAAUCCCGUACCAACGUCCCCUCAAGCAGUCGCUCGGCCCCAAUUCGUUCGCCUAGCUGCUAGACAGGCUCGCCAUCGAUCCGAUCAUGGCAGACACAGUCCAACCAACAAAGAUAUCCGGCUGGCGACAAGAGAAGACACGCAAGACGCGCUCGAACCGUUGAUCUCGUGGCGGACAGGCAAUUUCGGCCGCAGUUAUAUCCCUCCUAUACGCCGACCUGCACGCUCGGUCAGUAGUGUGGCUGAUGUUCUGAACGCAAGUGAACCUGAAGCCUCGAAACCCGGAUCACGCUCUCCUGAGCAUCGUCCGAUAGUUCGAAGACCCGGUGAACCGCGGCCAAAUCUAUUCGCCAAACUGGCACAAGCCAAAAAGCCACGAAUGAGGGACUUUGAAACACGAAAACGCAAUGCUCGAAACACUGUCUUGCAGAAUCAACGAAAGAUGCUCGAACGCGAUUAUCGUAUGCGGCCUGCUCAGAUCGAGACCAUAGCUCAGACUAGUAAUCGUGACUUGGACCCUCUCACCUUUGCAGCUCCUCCAUCUCGAUUGAUGGAAAUCUUUUCUCGAGAUAGAGGGGAACAAUCGGCCUCGAAGUUUCGUCUUGAGCGCUUCUUGAAGGAUAAAGAACCUUCCGCAGAGAGUGCUGCUCCAGCCCAGAUGCAAGAGCUGGACACGGACAUGACCGGUACUGGUGACGUUCAAAUCCCCCACCGAGCCCGCAAAAGAUUCGCUCGCCGUUUCGAUGUCGAGACCGCUCAAUUUCGGCAACCAGAUGAGCCAUUGCCUGUCGAUGUUGUUUCAGUGCCGAAUGCAGAGCCGGAACCUGUUUCUGCAGAUGCACCUCCUAUGGCCGAGAUACUUCAAGGCCUUGGGCCAUUCGGUACACGAUACCCCACAGACUUUGAUAUAAGGCCUCUCGAACUUGGCACUUACUUUGCCGCCAGCACAUUCGUAGGUAGUGGAGACUUCAAUGAUUGCUUAACGUUGCGUAACCGUGACCUUGACCUUCCGGCUGGUCGAAUCACAGUUGAGGUUACAGGUCGCUCGCUUCAAUGGAGUGCCUGGGACGAGGACGUCUCUACCGGACUUAGUGAGGUCCUUGCUGCUUGUACAGAAGACCUCCAUGCUGUAGGCGAAUUUGAAGGUCACGAGAUGCGAAGGUCUGCUAUGGACGACACCACGGCAAGGUUUGGCUACUUCUUGCGAUCAGUCGUAAGAUACAUUUCCGGAUGUCUUCACUUCCUCGACUCUAUCGAUCGACCUGCUGGGUUGAACCGCAUCUCUUGCUUUGUCAAUGACUUCCUGGAUAUGGUCAAAUCAGAGACAAACCUCCUCAUGUCACAUGCAGAUAUACAAGCAGAUGUUGAAAGACUCAUUGUGGACUCGACACUAUACUUGCUCUGCAUAUCUGCACAAUGCGUACGGAUAUCACAACAUCCCGCUGUGGAUCACAGGACUCAAGAAGCUCUUUCGGACAAAUGUGUUCAACUGAGCAGAAAGCUGAUCCCAGUCGCUCUGCCACCUAGAUUUACAAGACUGCGCGAGUUUCUGGAAUUGUCUCGACAACAUACUGAACGCGACGCUGGUAUCCAAGAACAAGAUCUGGCUGUCAAAUCUGUUGUGACCAUCAAUCACGUUCUCAAGGCAAUUGAUGCAUCUGCCAAGCUUCCCGAAAUCUUGACUGCUUAUCUGGAUUGUACAAUCAGCAAGACUUGCAAUAUACAUUCGCUCGACCAGAUCUGGUAUGAUGUCUUCUCGGUACAACCCCUUCUCGAGAUAGAUGCAAAAGGCAUCUAUCGUCCCAAGUCACGCUUUCAAGCAGGCAACGACGGUUGGGAACUCGUCAAGUCAUUGCUGCAGCGCACAUUUGAGCUCUACCCUGCAACAAGCAAGCUGCGAAAGCCGACACUCAAUGACUACGUUCGAGCAUGUCUGAUUAGAGUGCAUCACCUGAUCGUUCACUGGGGUUGGCAUCGAUGCGAAACUGCUCUUAGUACGAUAUACGAUUUCUUCGCCCGACACAACCUCUCCCAACUUCGUAAUGAAGAAGGCAAAGGCUCACCCCAUUUCCUUGAGGAUCUCGACAAGAAUCCGGAAAUUGCGCUCGAUCCGUCGGAUUGCGCUUUCCACAUAUUCCUCAAGCUGAUCGUGAUCGGGUUGCGAGGUUUGCAAGAAGCGCUUCCGAAGAACAAAGUCCGCGGCUUUGCUUGGAGGUUCAUCCCCAAUCAUGGCCGCACGUAUCGAAAAGACCAAGAAGUGACGCACGACGCCCUUGACGCCUUGCGCAAUCACCACGACUUGCUCUGUACUCUUUACUGGGUGAUGCCUCCGGGAUGUGGACCUCGUUUGCAGAUGAUCAAAGAUCUGGUAGAUCAUGAAAACUCGCAUCGUGAAGCCUGUCGCCUCAGUGUUCAUGCUUGGAGCAUGCUUGCUCGCUAUCAACUUUCGCAAGCUGAACCCUUCAAAGACUCAGAUGUACUAGCGUCGUGGUUCAAGGACAUGGCCACUAUCGCUUCAUCUCAAUACAGACUUGCAAGGUCGGAAGCUGAGGCAGAGUAUGCUUCUGAGAAAUCCAAGGGAUCGUUCGACAUUUCACCUGACAUGCUGGAGACCAUCAUCACUACCAACCAACGAAGCAUUUUUGCUAUCCUGCAAGAUCUACUCUUGGCAAUGCGCAACUCCGUUAAGACCGCAAACUCGUGGCUUCCAGUCCGCCAUGUCUUCGAACAGUCGAAUGUGAUUGAGGUGCUGAGGAUAUAUGACAUCAAUCAGCCGAGACUUUCUGUCGCCAUUGUUCAGGCACUUGAGAUCGUGGAGGAGCUGCUGCUCACUAGGAAUAGGCUUAUCAAGCCGGUGCCACAAGAGAGUCAGCCAGGUAGUGAUGACAGUCAGGACUAUGGUGACUGGUCUUUCAUGGAUCAAGUUGUCGAGCAGGAGCCAGAAACUUCAGCAGCAAAAACAUCAGAGGUAGCCUUCCUUCAGGAACCCCUCGGCGAACUCAUGUCCACGUGCUUCGGUUCUGAGAAGAGUCCUGACGACGCAUUGUUGAAGAAGAUUGUCGACGUCUGGACCACCACUGCUCAGCAAUCUGUACGAGAUGGCUCUCAUGACUGGUCAAAUUUCUUGGACACCUACAGCACAACUUCGUGGUUCCAACUUCGAGACACGGAACAAAGACACAAGUACACUUGCUACUUCCUUGCUUCUGUCAUCAAAGGCGACAAGUCAAGUCUCAACGACCAUCGCAAUCUGUUUAUGAAAGCAUGGUUCGUGUCGUUAAUGGAGCGCGAGUCCAUGCUCAAGUUCCAGCAUCGGCUUACAGCAAGCCUUUUGGAGAGAGCAACGUCAGAGCCUCUUCUGAACAACCUGCCGUUUGCAGCCAACCCCGAGACUGGAGAGUACCGUGUCACCUUGAGUGAACUCCGUCAGAGGCGCACUAGCCUGAUCAGCAGUGUACUGUCAAAUAUGCAUGCUUCUCUGACUCUCGACUUUCCUUCAACCAUCUCGGAACGGAAGAGAGAAUAUGUGGAUAUGCUCAAGGCUGCUAUGCAACACAUGCGACAAACAUACGAGCAACUUCAAGACUUCUCUGGCCGGCUUGGUGGGUCAUCUCACUCCGAGCUCGAAGGAGCGUACGUCAAAUUCGUCCAACAAGUCAUCUCGUCGAUGCAACAAUACACUUCUGAGAUCUGUCCCGUCGAUCCGUUCUUUGUGGACUCGACUGCUUUCCCGCUCCCGCACGAAGACCCAACGUACGUCAUCUCAAGACUCAAGAGCUACGUAUUCAAGCUGGGAGAUGGUCGGGCUCGCAAGCAGCUGGCUGUCUUUGUGCAAACAGUGAGCGAACGAGCUGCGUCGGAUGGUCAGCAGAAGUAUCUUGAAAAGCAAAUGUACGAAGCUCUCGCUGGCAAACCAUCCCGGGGGCUCAGGAACGUCAUGGUCACGGCUUUGCUACCUGCCUACAUCUCAUGUACAAACACCUCAUCACGCGGUUGGGUUUUGGCAACACCGCUCGUCGAUGCCAUGUCUGUGGUCUUUGAUAAUAUGACAUGUGACCUCGAGCUUUGUGACCAGGAAGGUGUGGAUGCGGACGUUGGCGCCGUCACCUCAGUGCUCGCCACGGCGUACAAUUGGGCCAUCACAGUCACUCUCGAACCUGCGACGCUCAACGCUGGACUUCUACGCCUAUUCUCAGCCAUGUUCGGACUUGUAGAAAAUAGUCUGACAUUCAUCGAGUACGUGAAUCGUGUCACAGGCAGAGCAAAUCAAGCUAUCGAACUGUUUUGCAGCUUCAGGACCUUGGCAGACAAAUUCGUCAUGCAGAUCACAAGACCAUCUGCGUCUCCAUUAGAUCCUGAUGAGAUGCAGGACGACGAGUUCAAGAAGUCUGAAAAUAUGGCAUGCGCUUGGCAAGACACACUAGACUUUGCCACGCGUAGUCUAUCCGAAGCACUGAGUCGAUAUCCACAAAAGGAAUGGACGACUGAUCUCCAAAGCUUCGAGGCCGAAAAGACGAGACUGGUGGAUGCGGUUGAGAUGUUCAGAGGCAGUUAUUCGCGUGUCUUGGGUGUGCGAGAUGAUGUAGUUUCAGCUAUCGUUGAUGAGGAUGAGAACGGUGGUGAUGAUGAAGAAGGAGACAGGCAAAAGCAGGAAAUGCAGAGGGCUAGGCUUGAUGAUGUUAUGAGACGAAUGGAAGGCUUGGGAUGGCAUGGGUUGAUGUAGAUGGCUCUUGCUAGAUGGGAAG
Messenger RNA from Aureobasidium pullulans EXF-150, 6208 nucleotides. RefSeq lists its product as uncharacterized. Bases 1 to 6186 code for a protein of 2061 amino acids. The transcript has 2 exons. Lineage: Eukaryota; Fungi; Ascomycota; Dothideomycetes; Dothideales; Saccotheciaceae. Gene Ontology annotation, cellular component: Cul8-RING ubiquitin ligase complex; nucleus. Gene Ontology annotation, biological process: replication fork processing; double-strand break repair via homologous recombination. The record is from RefSeq and is a predicted model, not a curated record.